This is a messenger RNA of Desarmillaria tabescens, 2958 nucleotides long. Its product is annotated as acyl transferase/acyl hydrolase/lysophospholipase. Gene Ontology annotation, cellular component: membrane. The transcript has 17 exons. Lineage: Eukaryota; Fungi; Basidiomycota; Agaricomycetes; Agaricales; Physalacriaceae. The record is from RefSeq and is a predicted model, not a curated record. Gene Ontology annotation, biological process: arachidonate metabolic process. Bases 1 to 2958 code for a protein of 985 amino acids.
AUGUCUGCCCCAGAAACCGCUACGAAAUUCGCACCUACUCAAUCUCCCUCCGUCCUCGGCGGACAAAUCGUCGGUCGCACGCCGCGUGAGGCUGCACCCCCCGCUGCCCUGAAGCUUCGUCUUGACCUUAACCUCGAGGUCGAGAUUGCCAUCCAGGCCAAGGUCAACGGCGACAUCACCUUGUCGCUCCUGCGCAUAAAGGAUGAUAUUGACGACGCCGAAUCCCGCGGUGUUCUGCCAAAUUUCGGACCCAAGCCUAAUCUAGCCAACUGGGUCGCGACGUCGACGUUCCAGCUACUACUUUUGUGUGACGGGCAUAUUCGAAGAAGAGCCAAGCCUUUGAGGACGCCAAUUGCGGAGGAGGCGUGGGGCAUAGGGGUGGUGCUCCCUUGGAGAUUGGGGGGAGGCUUGCUCGACAAGAUGACUGCCGCGUGUCGGACGACGAAUUGUGUGUUCGUGGAGCUUGUCGGAGCGAUCUUCUCGAUUUUGCGGGAGAGCAUAGACACUGCGAGCGGAUUCCGAGAUCCAGAAGCCCAGUCUAUUAGGAUGGCUGUUUCGAAGAGAAGGAUAUUUCGGGUCACACGUUCAUCAUCGAGUUAUUCCAUUUCGAUAGGCCCCUCCACCCUCAACGAUCUGCCUCUGAACUUGCUAUCUCUCGAUGGUGGUGGUAUACGCGGUCUAUCCGAACUCUUCAUCCUUGAUGAAAUCAUGAAGCGCAUACAGGUGCACAAAAACCUUCAGGAUACUCCCAAACCUUGCGAAUACUUUGAUCUCAUUGGCGGUACGAGUACUGGAGGGCUGAUCGCUAUCAUGUUGGGGAGGUUAAAAAUGUCCACCGCUGAGGCCCUUCAAUGCUAUAAAAAGCUCUUUAGCAUUGUGUUCAAUGCCGAGAACAGGAAGGCUUUCUACAGUAACGACAAGUUUAAGGCAACUGCACUAGAGAAAGAGAUGAAGAGAGUCAUUGUCCAGGCUGGGUACAGUGAAGAUCAGAAGCUGUUGGAUCCCGAUGCAGGAAGAAACUCGAAGGGAAAUGCUUUCGUGUGCGCCAUGACCGAAAUUAACCUUCGGUCUCCUCAACGUUUCCGUACGUAUCCAGGGCUUCCAAACCAAGGUCCAGACUGUAAGAUAUGGGAAGCAGCGCGCGCUACUACAGCGACGCCAACCCUCUUCAAGGCGAUUAAGAUUGGGCCUGGAAAUUUUGGUUCCAGAUACGUAGAUGCAAACCUGAGAUUUAACAAUCCCACGAAGGAAGUCAGAGACGAAGCCAAGGAACUUUUUGGAAGUAAUCGAUAUAUCGGUGUGCUUGUCAGUAUCGGGACGGGUCAUACUGGCCCCAGUGGGCUCCGGCAGCGCAAAGGAAUAGAAAAAUUUCUGCCAUUGAAGCUCAUUAGGGUCUUGCAGCAUAUCGCGACAGACUGUGAAAGUGUAGCGGACGAACUGGCCAAGGAAUAUGGUGGCGACGGUGCAUAUUUUAGGUUCAACGUUCUUCAUGGCACCGAAGGGAUUUACUUGGAUGAAUGGGAGAAAAUGAGCGAACUAUCGGCUCAUACGACCUCUUACUUAAGAGGUCAGGUUUCAACUCAGAUCGAUAGAUUUAUAGUUUGCCUCUUACAGAAGAAGACAGAGGACCUUGCCGUUCCACUCGUGGAUAGAUCUAGCAUAUUUCGGAUCGAAAAAGAACUUGUCAUUGGAGAUAAUUUCCGGAUCCAUUCCGGUGAACUCACCGAUGGUAAAGUUGUAAUUGUAAAAGUCUUCGAAGGGGAGCAUGCCGCACAGAACUGUAGAGCAACUGCUAAUCAAGAGUUUAAGGUGCUGAAUGUCCAGUUCCCCAGAACAGAUACCCUUUACAACGUGCAAGAAAGUGCCGCAUUAUUCAUUGCGAAUGCAAUUCCAUCUAGUGCUCAGGCAUGUUUCAUUGCGGGGGCGACUUUUUCAGCAUUGGAUUAUCUGUGCGCUUGCGAUAUCCCCUUUCACUGUAUUGGUGUUAAGGAUUUUGCGGUUUUCAUGAGCGGUACCAACACAGUCGCCCUGUCUUUCAAUGUUUGUCAAAAUUCGAGCUUGACAUCUUCACCAUCAAGCUUAAAUGAUACGGCAUUCGACAUUUUUGGUGGUUUAUGUUUCCAGGCAAGCAGCUUCUGGAGGUUUUUGAGUAGUACGUUCAACACCGCAAGCAAACUAUUGUACAAUGACCAUUUUGUUCACGAUAAUGAUGAUCCAGAACUAUCUGAUACUACCCAGGCCGAAAUAUCACCCAAUUUAGACAACAAUAAUUCAUCCUAUGCAACAGACGCUGAAACCUCUGUCAGCAGUUCACGGCCGCGCCGAGAGAUUAUAUGGAGGCGUCCAGUCACUCAAAGUGCUGGCAUCACCUUGAAAUCUGUGUCGCAGGAAUACAAAUUUGUUCUCGAAUCAUUGUCUAUUUCACCGUUCAAGCCAUUGAACCACAUAGUGCACACUGGCACCGGUGUCUAUCGAACGGUGCAUAGAUGCCAGGGAUAUCGACGAGAGGAGGUAACACUUAGGCCAGUACCCUUGGACAGUAAGGUCAUCAUGCGCGCAACACCUUCUCUCCAUGAGAAAUGCCUAAUUUGUGGAGAGGAUGUUGAAGAAGGGAUAUUCAGCUGUAAAUGUGGACUGCCUGACGAUAGAACCUCUCCUAAUGUCAAAUGUACCAAGUGCUCAGUCUGGGGACAUAGCCAUUGUAAUGAUGAAUUUAAUUACAUCUGCUGGAGAUGUGGUCAAAGACGGCAUUACCGAACAGAAUUAAACAACUUUAUACUACAAGCUGGAUGGGUAUUACAAUUCGAAGAUACUUUUGUAGGACCUCAACGAGGUGGUACAUGGACCUCGACCGCAUACGUCAAUGGCGUUGCGUAUGGGAAGGGAAUGGCUAGCAAAGUUGGUGAUGCCAGAGAGCAAGCAUCAUACGAAGUUCUUGUUCAUUUUGGAAGGGCCUAG